This is a messenger RNA of Vollenhovia emeryi, 2034 nucleotides long. Its product is annotated as lysozyme 2-like. The transcript is spliced from 4 exons. The record is from RefSeq and is a predicted model, not a curated record. Lineage: Eukaryota; Metazoa; Arthropoda; Insecta; Hymenoptera; Formicidae. Gene Ontology annotation, molecular function: lysozyme activity. Bases 130 to 576 code for a protein of 148 amino acids.
GCUAUCGCCGUAUAUAAGAAAGCGAUCGUCGAGAAGCGUUCAAAAGCGCGGAUCAUCUCGCACCAGUCGACAAAUACAGUACGUUAAUAGACGUUGCUUCUUACGGACCAACAGCUUCACUUCUUCGAGAUGUUUGCGAGAGUUCCAUGGGUUGCUGUGACAAUAAUCGCGCUAUUUUGUGUUUAUACUUCCGCUCAAACGGUAUCACAGGUUUGUCUAGGUUGUAUGUGCGAAGUUCAAACAGCAUGUAACACCACUAUCGGAUGUUCGGGAAGCAUAUGUGGACCUUUCUCUAUAACAUGGGCUUACUGGUCUGAUGCUGGUAAACCAACUCUAAACAACGAGCCGGUCAAUAACGAUGCUUUUUCCAGAUGCGUUAACGAUCCCUACUGUGCUGCUGGUACGGUACAAGGAUAUAUGACAAAGUUCGGUCACGAUUGCACCGGAGAUGGAAUAAUCGACUGCCACGAUUUUAUACGUAUUCAUAAACUUGGUCCAAAUGGUUGUACCGCCGCGCUAUCAGAGAAAACUGUGAAUAAAUUCAAUUUAUGUUUACAAACCUUCGACAAACAAUGAUGUGUAUGUCAUGGUACCACCUAAUAACAAUCAUCUAAUUAUCGCAAUAUAUGCAUAUCCGAUAAGGAGCCAUCUUGUAUCUUUAUCAAAUAUUUGAGAUACUGCUGUUCGCUCUUGUUAGUAAUGUAGGGGUAUCUCGAUCCGCUUUCAGUUUCGCUUAAUUAAAUUUUAUCUACGAAGGGCGUCGAAGUAAAACCGGCGCUUUUGAUUGUGCAAAAUAGUAGAACACGUUUAUGGAAACUGUCUUUAUUUUUUAAUAUAAUCCCCUGCUAAUGUACUCAUCCUUGCAUUUCACUAGUGCUUAAAUAUCGCCAGCAUAAAAAGAUUUCUCAGUACGUCGGAGCCAUGAACAUCAUAUUGUCCUUACCACUUGCACAUUACAGGAACUCCGCUGGGAGUUAUUUUCCCUCUUACAUUCUUGAUUUUGCUCCAAGCGAUUUUCAUUUGUUUGGGCCAUUUAGGAGUUUUCAGUUCCUAGAAAGGCCAGUGUUUUAGCAGCGACGAGGCAGGCAAUUCAAUCAAGCCUCCGACGUACUGAGAACUCAUUUUAUGUUGAUAAUAUCCAAGCACUAGCGAAACGCUCGGAUAAGUACAUUAAUGUAGCAGGAAAUUACAACAGGAAAUAAAAGUAGUUUCCACUCUUAUAAAUGCGUUCUAUUAUUCUGCGUAAUCAAAAGUUUGACUUGAACCCUCCACAUAGUAUAAUUGUAUCUAUUAGAUACAAUUGAUAUGCGAUAAAUAUCUCAAUUGGAAACGUGUGUACGUACAUACGAUAUCUACAUAUGUCAUUGUAUUAAUUUUAAUUUAUUUAAGUAUUCAUAUUGCAUAAUUAUAUAGUAAGUUUGGCAUAAUAAUCAGUCUUAUUUAUACUAAUACAAAUAACAAGACAACAUUUAUAAUAAAAGCUUUAAAAGUUUCACAUGUAGAAUUUUGACUAGUACCACCUUUUUAUUAAAUUUUUCUGAUACUUUACAAGUUAUUACGUUUUCAAAAAAUUAAGACGACAAUUUAGGUGUUGUAGGUCACAUUUUAUAACACAUUUAAAUGAAGCAAGGUACGUACAUGUGUUAUCACUGUUUAUGAUAUUUAUAUAAGUAUGUAUAUUUUAAUAAAAUAAGAAUCCACUUUAAAGCAGGAUUUUUAAUGGUUGUAAGAAAGAAAUAGUUUAAUAUUCUCAGCGACUUUUUGGACGAUUAUGAAGCUUUCCUUUUUUCCUGUAUGAUUUUAGUUCUUUUUUUUCUAAGUUGGUUAUAUAUUAUAAUGUUUUUUAUACUUUAUUUAUUUUACCUUUGCAUAAUGAUUUGAAUAACUAAUUAAGAGAAAUUAGUGACGCUACCAUAUUAUUGUAUAAUAUUAAUGUUAACACUGAAUUAUUGCAUUUCACUUGUAUGUUAUUUGCAAUGAGUUAUUACACAAGUCAACAUAUUAUAAAUAUAAUAAACAUAAUGCGUUCAUAAA